AUGCUCUCUUACCGUGCGAUGCGCUCGCCCGCAUUCCGCUCGGUGGCUAUGCGGGCCCACCGAGCGGCUGCUGCCACUCGUAACGUCAUCACCGUUGCUGAGGAGGCUGCUCCCCUCAAUGAAGCCGAUCUCAAGAAGAAGAUUGAGCUCAGCAUCAUCGAGAAGGGCAAGGGCUACUACCUCCCGUACCAAAAGGUGGAAGAAAACUUGAAGAUCGUUCGUGACCGUCUUAAGCGCCCCUUGACCAUGUCGGAAAAGAUUGUUUAUGGCCACUUGGAUGAGCCACACACUCAAGACAUUGAGCGUGGCGUGUCAUAUCUUCGUCUUCGCCCGGACCGUGUGGCGUGCCAAGAUGCUACUGCGCAGAUGGCUCUGCUUCAAUUCAUGUCUGCAGGCCUUCCUAAAGUAGCGGUCCCUACAACAGUUCACUGUGAUCAUCUUAUUGCCGCUGAUCAAGGUGGUGCUGAGGACCUUGCUAAUGCUAAGGAGCUCAACAAGGAGGUUUACGACUUCCUUGCCACCUGUAGUGCCAAGUACGGUAUUGGUUUCUGGAAGCCAGGCUCCGGUAUUAUUCACCAAAUUAUCAUCGAGAACUAUGCAUUCCCAGGUGGUCUUAUGAUCGGUACUGAUUCUCACACACCGAACGCUGGUGGUCUCAACAUGAUUGCUUGCGGUGUUGGUGGUGCUGACGCUGUUGAUGUGAUGGCCGGUAUCCCAUGGGAACUGAAAUGUCCGAAGGUAAUUGGUGUUGAGCUGAAGGGCAAGCUUUCAGGCUGGACUGCACCAAAGGACAUUAUCUUGAAGGUCGCUGGUGACCUCACUGUUAAGGGAGGUACUGGUGCUAUCGUUGAGUACAAGGGUCCUGGUGUUUCGUCUCUGUCUGCCACCGGUAUGGGCACUAUCUGUAACAUGGGUGCUGAAAUUGGUGCGACGACCUCCGUGUUCCCAUUCAACGACCGCCAGGCCAAGUACCUUGAAGCCACGGGCCGUGGAGAGAUUGCCGAGGCUGCUUCUAAGUUCCGCCGCAACCUUCUGCCGGACCGCGACGCUGAAUAUGACCAUCACCUCGAGAUCGACCUUGACAAUCUUGAGCCACACAUCAAUGGUCCAUUCACGCCUGACCUCGCGACCCCUCUGUCGAAGUUCAAGGAUGAGGUUAUCAAGAAUGGCUGGCCUGAGGAGCUCCGUGUGGCAUUGAUUGGCUCAUGCACAAACUCUUCUUAUGAAGACAUGUCUCGUUCGGCUUCUAUCGCCAAUCAGGGUAUGAAGCACGGUUUGAAGGUGAAGUCUGGUUUCACAGUCACGCCUGGUUCAGAACAAAUUCGCGCCACGAUUGAGCGUGAUGGUCAGAUGGAGACCCUUAAUAAAGUCGGUGGUAUGGUGCUCGCGAAUGCCUGUGGUCCGUGCAUUGGUCAAUGGAACCGACACGAUGUGAAGAAGGGUGAGAAGAACUCCAUCAUCACGUCUUACAACCGUAACUUCAGUGGUCGUAACGACGCUAACUUCGCCACUCAUGCGUUCGUGGCUUCACCCGAUCUUGUUACUGCAAUGGCGUUUGCUGGAUCAUUGACAUUUAACCCUAUGACUGAUAAGCUUAAGGGUAGCGAUGGCGAGGAGUUCGUUUUCGAGCCUCCCACCGGCGAAGAACUGCCAUCGAAAGGGUAUGACCGGGGUGAGAACACCUUCCAGGCUCCCCCACCUGACGGCUCCAACGUCGAGGUAAUUAUCCGUCCUGACUCUGAGCGUCUUCACUUCCUUGAGCCUUUCAAGAAAUGGGAGGACAAGGAUCCUAAGGAUAUGCCGAUUUUGAUUAAGGUUAAGGGUAAGUGCACCACGGACCAUAUCUCGGCCGGUGGUCCAUGGCUCCGUUACCGUGGUCAUCUGAGGAACAUUUCGAACAACUGCCUGAUUGGUGCUACAAACAGUGCCAAUGGGGAGACAAACAAUGUGCAAAACUACUACACUGGUGAGUGGGGUGCCGUUCCUGCCACUGCAACCUAUUACCGUGACCACGGUCACCCAUGGGUUGUGAUUGGUGAUGACAACUAUGGUGAGGGUUCGUCGCGAGAGCACGCUGCUCUUGAGCCUCGCUACCUAGGUGGCAUGGCUAUCAUCACCAAGUCAUUUGCGCGUAUCCAUGAGACGAACUGUAAGAAACAGGGUCUUCUGCCAAUGACGUUCCAGAACUCGAGCGACUACGAUCUGGUUCGUCCAGAUGACAUGAUUGACCUUGAGGGUGUAACGACGAUUGCCCCAGGCAGCAUCAUUACAAUGGUCUGCAAACACCGUGAUGGUUCGGAAGACCGUAUUCCUCUGCAGCACUCAUUCAACGAGAACCAGAUUGAAUGGUUCAAGGCCGGUAGUGCGUUGAACCUGAUGUCGUCUAGGGCUCAGAGCGCUUAA
Malassezia globosa CBS 7966 is the source of this 2403-nucleotide messenger RNA. RefSeq lists its product as uncharacterized. Gene Ontology annotation, cellular component: mitochondrion; cytosol. Lineage: Eukaryota; Fungi; Basidiomycota; Malasseziomycetes; Malasseziales; Malasseziaceae. The transcript has a single exon. Gene Ontology annotation, biological process: tricarboxylic acid cycle. The coding region runs from base 1 to 2403 and encodes 800 amino acids. The record is from RefSeq and is a predicted model, not a curated record. Gene Ontology annotation, molecular function: aconitate hydratase activity; 4 iron, 4 sulfur cluster binding.